This is a messenger RNA of Punica granatum (pomegranate), 1023 nucleotides long. The record is from RefSeq and is a predicted model, not a curated record. Lineage: Eukaryota; Viridiplantae; Streptophyta; Magnoliopsida; Myrtales; Lythraceae.
UCCACUUCCUGGCUCCCCUGCCACAAGCUUGAGAUGAGAGGCUGAGGUGCUCCGGGCAGCCAUGAGAGUGAGGUGCGAGACAGGUGAGAAGGCGUCAAUGGCGGCCUCGACAAUCAUAUCAAUGUCCCCGAAUCCUCCUUUUCUGAACCAGAAACUGACGAGCAAGCUCGAGAGUAAUGGCGGUUCCAUCUCAGUACCAACCAUGGACGACAUCCUCGCCGCCUCGCGAGCUCAGAAACUCGACCUCCAGCUUAGUAAACUGGGACCCUUCUUCAGGAUCACUGCUAGAGGCUCCGAGACCGGAAGGGAGCUAGGGAGGUUUGAGGGUAUGAUUAGGGUCUGGGCCGGAGGGAGGAUCCUCCACUUGGACUCAAUCAGGCUGAGGAGGGAGACGCUGGGGAUGGAGAAGUCAAUAUUCGGGAUUGGAGUGUUCAUCGGAGCUGUCGCGAUACGGUAUGGGUUCGAUUGUGGGUGCAGGAAGGCCGAGCUGCUCGCGAUCAACGACUCGGAUCUCUACCACUCCAAGCUGGUGAGGUUCUACACGAGACUCGGGUUCAAAGCCGUGCAUGAGGUAACGGGUUCUACAAUGGGAGACCUAGCCCACAUGCUAGUCUGGGGAGGAGUUGGGACCCGAAUGGAUGCUGAUAUAGACGAGCUUCUGGUGAAAUGGUGCUCCCGGUUCAAGUGCCGAGAAUAAUCCCGACUGUGGAGCAGCCUAGAGUGGCUCCUGAGAGUUCUUUUGUUAAUGAUAGCUGGAGAAGAUGCUUAGGGAGAAACUCAAAAUACAUCCAUCGAGUCGGGGCAAAAUGUGCUUCCCUAGUUGUUCUGAUUCGAGUCAAGAUCUAUCUUUGCUCCACUGAUCAGAUCAUUGGGUCGUACAAAAUUUCCCGAAGGAAGCAUAGUAUAUUCUUUCUGCAUAUUACUUCUGCUGUGAUCAUCCGUUUCUUUGGGCUACUGUAAUGAACAUGUUCUUGAUCCAAUUCGAUCAUCGGCGUAGAGGAUUUAGAUCCUUACUUCUCCUUC